AGCUGCAAAUGCUGACUUGUCAGAGGUGGGGUUUAUAGGGCAAGAGGAAGCAUUUUGUUCUUGGCUAACCACCAAGUGAGUAGAAGUGAGACACAGAGUGCUGGAGUAAACUAUUCCUUAUUCGGGAUUCAAGAUUUGGCGUAGCGCACGUUUAAAAUAAGACUGGGAUUGAACGUUAACUCGCUGUUGUUACAUGCAUUGUAGCAACUGGCCGGUUGUGUGUUUCUGCCGAGCGUUCCGCCGUGAUACCAGGGGACUUUGCUCGGCUCAUCCAGACAGCGGCCGGUGGUGGUGGAGGCCGUAGGUUAUUUGGAGAGCGAUGCGCUGGUUAACGUUCAGUCUCACGGCGGUGCCCAGGUCGCUACCUGCUCUCCUCUCCGUCCAACCCUGGACUCUCACUCGCAGGCCGCCUUCAAAAAUGGCGUCACAGAGCCAUUGGUUAACCCCAGAAGAAAGAGAGCAACUUCUACCAGAACUAAAAGCCGCCGGAUGGGAAGAUGUUGAGGACAGAGAUGCACUAUUUAAAGAAUUUUCAUUUGUGAAUUUUAACCAGGCCUUUGGGUUCAUGACGCGUGUGGCUUUACAAGCAGAGAAAAUGAAUCAUCACCCAGAAUGGUUCAAUGUGUACCACAAGGUUCAGAUCACUCUCCUGACCCAUGACUGCGGUGGUCUCUCCAAAAAAGAUAUUAAGCUGGCAAAAUUCAUCGAACAAGCUGCUGCUUCUCCCAAUUAGUUGUUUUGUGCCUUUUUUUCUUCCAGGGGGGAAACAGCGAGGGGGGUUUGCAUAAAAUAUACCUUUAAAGGAAUUUAAGCUCACGGUGAAAUUGGGAAGAAUAAUGGAACGUGUAAUCCCAUUUUUAAAUUCCUUCAAAAAUGAAGGUCAUGACUGCUGUGAAUAGUAAUGCAGUGAAUAGUAAGUUGUUUGAAACUGUAU
Molecule: messenger RNA, 934 nt
Organism: Amblyraja radiata (thorny skate)
Lineage: Eukaryota; Metazoa; Chordata; Chondrichthyes; Rajiformes; Rajidae
Product: pterin-4-alpha-carbinolamine dehydratase 2
Exons: 4
Coding region: 320-733 (137 amino acids)
Biological process (GO): tetrahydrobiopterin biosynthetic process
Molecular function (GO): 4-alpha-hydroxytetrahydrobiopterin dehydratase activity
Source: RefSeq, a predicted model, not a curated record